Molecule: messenger RNA, 849 nt
Organism: Suillus subaureus
Lineage: Eukaryota; Fungi; Basidiomycota; Agaricomycetes; Boletales; Suillaceae
Exons: 5
Coding region: 1-849 (282 amino acids)
Source: RefSeq, a predicted model, not a curated record
AUGUUGAUUCUAAUGGAACUCACCUUGUAUUAUUUUGAUUUCAUUUGUGCAUGCAACAAAAGCACGAAUCAGAAGCUGGCAGGUGUCCAAGAUCUUGAAGGCCUUAUUCCAGAUUGGGCUGAAAAAGUUGCAUCUGAGGCCCAGCUAAAGCCAUCUGUGCCACUUAGCACGUGCACUUCCAAGACACCCCAAAUAGUGGAGUUUGAUGCUGACCUUGAUGAUGAUGAGUACUAUGAGCUGCUGGCAACCCAGGGUGGAAAGGACUUGGUGCAUUUGGUGGAGAAACCAAGAAACACCUCAAAAGGCCUCAAGUGUCCACUUCCUGUCCUGAAAGAACCUGAGUAUGCUGAGCAGGAUGAAUUUGAGCUUCUCAAUGACUCAGAGGCUGCUGGAGAUGCAGAGGAGCAGUAUGAUGGCGAUAUGGAAAUGGUGGAUGAUGAUGGAUGCGCAGAUCAGAAAAGCUUGAAGGCUGAGGCUAUUAUGUCAGUUGAUAUCUCAGACUCGAAGAUCGCCAGCAAGCUGGUCAAGACUGAGGAUACCAUCUCCCACAAUCCACGCACCAAGAUCAAAAAAGGUCAAGCCAAGAAUGCAGACCUACUAGGGGCUUGGCCUCAGCUCAUAUGCUGUGCCCCUUACCCAAAGGACUUCCGGAGGCUGGCUACUCUGGUGGAGAGUGCAGGAGGACUUCCGGAGGAGCGCGGGAAACGUCCGGAGGAGCAUGGGAGAGUUCCGGAGGAAUGCAGGAAGUGCUCAGGAGAGUUCCCACUGCAAGGUAAUACUUCUACAGGAAAACAGGAUGGAAGGAUAGGAGGUCUGGAGGACAGGAGGUCUGGAGGACAGGAUGUCUGA